AGACUACAGAGUCCACAGUCCAUUCGCUCUCGAAUGCUUAUCGCGGUCGGUUCGGGCGAUGCUGUUUUUCUCUUUCGUUCGAGCAUCUACCUUAUUUUAUAAAUAUUAAAGUACCAGUUCAUUAUUUCAUCAAAUAACUAAAAGCUUUUUUGUGUGCUGUGGGUUUUCUAAAUAAAAGUGAUUCGACACAGUGCCAUGGUAUAUUGCAACAAAGUAUCAACUCACGAUUGCCAAUUGGAAUUACUUUGACCGACAUGUCGCGUCCGUACAGUCACGACAAAAAGUAACAUUGUGGAACAUGGUUGAAAAUAGACCCGAGGACGUACGAGUAUACAGAACAUCGAACGGCGCCAACCCAGUUCACUUCCCAAAAAUGAAAUGGAAAAAUCUCGCGAAUCGUCGUGGAAUGAAUAUGCCAAUAGACCCGAGAAAUUUACACGAGCCGAAAUGAACCAAUGGCUUUUUUUCUAUCUUCGGACGAGAGUAAAAUCCAAUGGAUUUUUCAUAUUUGUGUUUCUUUUUCAGACUUUCUAAGAACAAAGGAAAACGUCAAAAUGUCUUUAGCACGAAUGUUCGUUUCCAUUGUUGCGAAAUCGUCGCGUUUCGCAAAGACUAGUCAAUCACCGUUCGGUGAUCACAAACACAGUUUUGUUCUGAGCCUCGUAACUUGCCGUUUUGUAGCGACUCAUCAUGUUACUAAGAACAUAGAACUCAUAUCACAGGAUCCUAAGGAUUUGCAAAUAAAACAAAAUACCAAAAGUUCAGGAGACUCUUCCAAUCCUCCUCUCCUCGUCAUACUGUCGUGGCUCCUGUCAAAACGGAAACAUUUGAUGAAAUUUGCAAAUCUUUACAUGGAACAAGGAUUCGAUGUUGUCACAGUUUCUGUACAUCCCUGGCAACUUAUGUGGCCUGUCAAAGGAACAAGAGUGAUAGCCAAAGAUUUAUUAACUUUUUUGGAUCAAAACAAGAGCUACGAACAAAUAAUGUUACACGGUUUCUCAGUCGGUGGUUACAUGUGGGGCGAAGUUUUGGAAUUGAUAGAGCAAGAUCGUAAAAAGUAUGAUCACGUGAUCGAAAGAAUAAUUGGCCAAGUUUGGGAUAGCGCAGCUGAUAUCAGUGAACUCACAAUCGGUACACCACGUGCCGUUUUCCCUAAGAACGAAGUUAUGCAGAAAGUUCUGGCUAAAUACUUGGAUUAUCACAUGAAGACUUUCUAUAACUCUGCGACCCAGUACUACAUUCGUUCGAGCCAACUGUUUCAUAUGAAUCUCGUUCGUACACCAGCAUUGUUUUUGCUUAGUAAUACAGAUCCGGUUGGCGCUGUUUCUAGCAAUAUGAGAGUCCGUGAUUCAUGGGACUCUCUCGGUAUUGAGACGUACGUGAAAAUUUUCAACGAGUCUCCGCACGUCGGCCACUUCCAAAAAUAUCCGAAAGAAUACGUGCACGAGCUUUAUACAUUCCUCGAUAAACUCAACAUGAUAAGCAACGAAGAAAAAAUCCGAUCGCGUCUUUGACGUGAAAGUGAGGGCCAGAAUUAACGAUUUUCGAGUCGAUCCUGGAACAUCACUCCCACUCUUUUCAACUCGAUUAAACCUUAUGAGAAACGAAAGGCUUUACCAAUCGAUUGGACGACGGGGACUUAAUAUCGAUUGAUCGACAUGAUUAUUCAAUGAAACAUCGUCCUAAGAUCGGCGCUAAAACCAUAUCACGACUACUCGAAAAAAGCAUGUUAACCAUGGUAAUCAACUGUACAUUUGAAUACCCGCCGUCAUCGCAUAUCGUCGCAUGUAAUCGCCAAGGGAACAUCAUUCACGACUUGUUUUCUCUUAUCUUGGACUUCGUUUAAUUGAAUCUGACUUUAAAAUGCAAGUUUGUCUUUGUAUCUCCAGCGCCGUUGGAAUUUACAUUUUUUUAAAAUUUCACGAAGAUUCUCUCUUUUAGUCAAUAUUAAUUGAAAUUUUUAUGGUUCUCGAACACGAAUUUUAGGCAGUUCGUGAAUGAAAUUACUUGGUUUUUCCGUCGUAUUCCAAUGACGCGAUCUUAAUAUCAAGCUAUCGUACUAUUUUGCCUGGUUCAUAACGUAAUCGUCUAAUCAUUCGAUAUUGUAAUCGCAGGUUUAUACAAAAAUGAAAAAAAAAUCAUGAAGCGAACAACAAUGUUGAUAUUAUUUUGUAAUUGUGUAUCAAGAAAUAAUGUGCCUUAGAGCAAAUUUUACACACCUCCGAUACAUAUUAUUCACUCUUUUCAUAUUCUGAAUAAAACAUCGGUUAGUUUUUAUUAAGAAUUUGCAAAAUAGAGAGGGUGUGAUAAUUAAAUUUUGUACGUCAAUUUUGAUUGAGUGUUAUUCUCAAUCAGUUGUAAUUUAAGCAUUAUUAAAAAUGAAGUAUCAUCAGCAAUCAUUAA
Molecule: messenger RNA, 2403 nt
Organism: Venturia canescens
Lineage: Eukaryota; Metazoa; Arthropoda; Insecta; Hymenoptera; Ichneumonidae
Product: lethal (2) k09913
Exons: 6
Coding region: 456-1514 (352 amino acids)
Molecular function (GO): serine hydrolase activity
Source: RefSeq, a predicted model, not a curated record